Messenger RNA from Helianthus annuus (common sunflower), 408 nucleotides. RefSeq lists its product as uncharacterized. The coding region runs from base 1 to 408 and encodes 135 amino acids. The record is from RefSeq and is a predicted model, not a curated record. The transcript has a single exon. Lineage: Eukaryota; Viridiplantae; Streptophyta; Magnoliopsida; Asterales; Asteraceae.
AUGUUCAUGCAAACCCUUGUUGGAUCCGCCAGAAUUUGGUUCAACGAUCUACCUGCUCAAACCAUUCGAAGCUUUGACGACCUAAGCAAGGGUUUUCUGGCGAAUUUCUCCCAACAAAGGCGAUAUGUCAAAGACGCAACAGUGAUCUUCCAGAUAAAACAACGAGAUGAUGAAAGUCUUCAUGCGUUCAUUGAACGAUACAAAAAGGAAGGUCUGACUUAUGUAGGGGCGGACGAGAAAAUGAGAGUGGCUGGUUUCAUGAAUGCCAUUACCUCUAAAUAUCUCACAAGAGAUUUCAACAAAUCCCUGCCCAAGACCCUGGAAGAGGCUCUUGAAAGGGCCGAAGCUCACAUCCGGGGAGAGGAGGCUGUAGACAUUAAAGAACAAAGGAAAAGAGGAUCCGGCUAG